Molecule: messenger RNA, 2505 nt
Organism: Salarias fasciatus (jewelled blenny)
Lineage: Eukaryota; Metazoa; Chordata; Actinopteri; Blenniiformes; Blenniidae
Exons: 5
Coding region: 153-1070 (305 amino acids)
Molecular function (GO): sequence-specific DNA binding
Source: RefSeq, a predicted model, not a curated record
CGCUGCUCCAGCGAGCUGCAGCGGCCGCUUCCAGGGAGCGAAGCGCGUCCGGGUGGCCGCUGUUCGGCUGUCGCUGUUGGCGGAGACCGCUCCGGAGAGCCCGGUUCUCCCCCCGGUUCUCCCCCCGGUUCUCCCCGGUUCCCGGCCCCGCCAUGGUGCCCCGCAGCUGCUGCGUGAAGCGCUGCCACCGCCGCUCCCACGACCCCGAGGGCCGGAAGCUGCAGCACGGGCUCACCUUCCACCGCUUCCCCGCCUGGAGGCGGAACGAGGGCCGCCUGGUGUCCGAGCUGACCCGGCGGAGGAGGGCGGCCUGGGUGGAGGCCGUGGGCCGGAGCGACAUCACCUUCGGCCGGGUGGGGGCCUCCGACACCGUCUGCUCCCGGCACUUCCGCUCAGGCAGGCCGGCGUACGAGAUGCUGGAGUCGGACCCGGACUGGAUCCCGUCCCUGUACCUGGGUCACUCCGAGCCUCGACGGACCCUGAAGGCACCACCGAGGUCUGAGGCUGUUCAACAGGCGGACACAGCCGGAGGCGGCCGGCCGGUGGAGGAGCGUCAGCAGGCGGAGGAGAGGGCGGUCCGUCAGGCGCAGCUGCAGCUUAUAUCCACCAAUCAGCAGCCGGAGAGCGCGGACAGGACCAGCAGCUUCAGAGACUUCUUCACCGCCGCUCUUGAAGCGGCCUUGCAGGCCUCCAUCAGGUCCAGAGCUGAGUCCAGGAUUCAGACCUCCCCUUCCUCCACCAGCUUUAAGAUUCCCAGGGUGGAGGACAAGGUGGAGGAAGAGACGGUGUCUUCGUCCGUCUCGUCGCAGCGCUGUGCGGAGUGUGUGCGGCUGCAGGCGAGGGUCCGGCAGCUGGAGAGCAGGGUGUCUGAUCUGAGAGGAGACGAGACUCCGCCCACUUCAGAGAGAGGAGAGGAGGAGCAGGAGGUGGAGGAGGAGGAGGUGUCUGAGUGUGAGUGUCCUGUCCAGACUGGUUUCCAUGUUGUGCUUUCAGCUGCAGUGGGUUUGAAGAGCAGCAUGCUAGCGUGUCGUCAUGCUAGCGUGUCAACUUGUUUGCAUUCUUGCAUGUGAUAGCUUGUCAGCAUGUUAGCUUGUCGGUGUGUUAGCUGGUCAGCGUGCUAGCACGUGUUAGCAUGUGCUAGCUUGUCAGCUGCAGUGGAAGUCAGCCUGGUUCUGUGUUUCAGGGGCGGCGCCGCUCUCGCCCGACCAGGAGUCUCUGCAGGACGGCGACGGCGACGGAGCCUCACUGAUUUGGAUCCAGGAAACAUGACAAAUACCCAGUGAAGAGUUGAAAGGUCAAAGGUCAAGGAGAAGCUGAACUUCCCUGUGGACAUCAGGGAUUCUGAUGUGCUUCAUGAAACACAGAUUCUCCAUUCAGAAGUCCAUAGGGAUUCUGAUCAUUUUAACCUGCCUCUCUAUCAGGAUGUACAUCACUCAGUCCUAACAGCAGCUUCCUGCAGCAAAGCAUCAUGGGAUAUGCAGUCCUUCACAGGUUUCUUUUACGUGUAUUUUUGAGAACAACCUGACAGAAAUAUAUAAAAACACCAGCGUGUCAAGAAAUCCUCCAGAAACCAAAGAAGCAGCGUUCAGAACUCCAUCGAGGAUCCGUCUGACUUUACUUCACGCUCCUCCAUGUCCUCCAUGCAAAGCAUCAUGGGAUGUGUAGUUGUCAACACUGUUCUUCUUCAGUCAGAAUCAAUGUUUUACUCAUGUAAACAGAUUCUGACAUUGGGUGUGACUCCCUCCAGAGGAUCUGCCCCGCUUAAGGUUUUCUUCAGUGUUGAGUGGAUGAGUAGCAGUCACACACACACACACACACACACACACACACACACACACACACACUGUGAUGAGGAGCUGCUCACACACACUUGUGUGUCCAUGUGUGUGAAGUCAUGUGAGGAGAAGCCUGAGAUCUCCUCACUUUUCCAGAUGAAUAAAGUCCUGAGUGUCGAUAUUUUGGUUUUUCAGUUUUUUACAGGAUCAGAAACUUUCCACAGGAAGUCGGUGUGACUUUAGCAGAGCUGUAAUUCUGCUGCUGACCGCCAGGAGCCGCUGUUUCUCUAUUUUUUUCUGGACACUGGAAAUAAAACCUGUUUUUAUCAGUCUGAUUUUCAUGCUCAAACGAGACGAAUUGAAUGUGUUUCAUCUUUUUUUAUAUACAUUUUGUUCAUUCAAUUUAAUUUAAACGUGUUUAACUGAUUUUCCCAGGACAAAAGUAAAAAACUUUUGAACCAAAUUUGAUUAAAGUGUGGGAAGAAGGAAACGUUUUGGCCUCAGGUCGUUAUUUUUCAGUCUGCUUUGGAUUUUUGGUUGUUUUGUGCCUUUGGGGUCAGUUGUGUCUCUUUCUUUUCUGUGUUGCAUGAAAAGUGAUUCAUGUGUUACCAAGGCAACAGAAAAAUUGUGUGUGUGUGUGUGCGUGUGUGUGUUUUAUGGUGGAUGGGUGGAUCAUCAAUAGAUUGAAGAAGAAGCCUGUGUGAUUAUUUGUUGGUAAAUAAAGUCAUUU